UAUUUUUAUCGAACGUGCAUGUACGACUCGCUUGGGUGAGCGGUAAGGCCCAAAGACAUCUCGAAAGGUCGCUUCGACAAAGCCUCGCUAGCUAAGACGCUUCGUGGAAGCGGACGCUGGGUGGCUUCCAUGUAGUGCGGUCGCUAUACAUAGACUAUGUGCCUGGGGCAGAGAGGCCCGGUGAGGCAUUGCGGCUCGCUGCGGUAUCGAUUUAUACCUGCUUCCACUAGACAGCCCUCGUUUUAAGGACUCAGUCUAUUGCACGAGUUGCCAGGGAACAUACGAAUUAGUGGCGUUGCUGUGGUUGCUCGAUCCACGUUUACAUACAUACAUUACAAUCGCUUAGAGGCGCACACUGUCGGCAAACCGGUCUAGCAGUUUGCAAGAGGGCGUAGCUGGCGUGCUGAUAUUUUUAGUCUGUGCACAAGUUACCUCAACGCUUACCGUAUCUGCGUACAGAGCACAUAUUCAAUAUGGACGAAUUGAGCAGCGUCGUGCACAUGUUCGAGAGCGGAAAAAACCAUUGACAGCUCUGGGAAAGUCAUACGGAACCGGUUGAACCUGGCGCAAAGGAUCGAUGUGCUCAAGCAAUUUGAGCGAACGCCAGACAUCGGGCAUCUGGCGCGCAAAUACCAAUGCGGUCGAAGGCAAAUUAAGAACAUUUUGCGCAAACGUAAAAAGUAUCUUGCGAUGUGGUCGCGAAACUUAACUGAGAAACCCAACUAUCAAUCAUCCUGCCUAAAUGCGGUCGGCAUCAUCUUGAAUGAAUGGGUCAAGCGAGCUCGAUGCUACAAACUCAAAAUCAAUGACGACAUCCUCCGGAAAUUUGGCCAGGAAAUCGCUGAGAACAUAAAAUUUGUGGACUUCAAGCCGACUAAUGCGUGGCUUCAGCAGUUCAAGCAGAAGUACAAGCUCCCCGACGUGCAGCUCACCAUCAAACAAGGCACAGACAACGCUGCUGGGAAUAAGGAGCCCUUGAGCAUUAGCUCUAUUAUUGAGGACUUGCGGCGGAAACAUGGAAAUCUCAUGAUUGUUCCGCUGUGGGAACUUAAGGACGACGUCGAAAAUGGAGACUCCAGGCCGACAAAGCGAGCUGGCAACGCAUCAACGAAGAGUUCCGCUUUACCGAGCCCCGACUCUGCAAUGCAACUGGAAAACGAAGAAUUGAAUAUCCUUUCGGAUGAUUCUUACGAUGAGGAUGUCAAAAUGGAAGUUGCCAGAGAGAUUGAAAGCUACAAAGAAGCGUUGAACCAACUUGGACCGCUGGAGCAAUUCGCUCUAAUGAGAGAAAAUAUUCGAGCCGUUGGACUUAUAAAUCAACUAGAGAAUCUAUUCAGGGAAGAAAUGGAAAAGACGGAAUUGUCCUAAGUCAUAUCUAUUAGUUGUUACGUUCUAUGUUUAUAAGGUAAACUAAGUGUUUUGUGAAUAUAUUUCCCGUAGACAUAAUAAAUUGAUAUUUUGAAAUA
Molecule: messenger RNA, 1466 nt
Organism: Hermetia illucens (black soldier fly)
Lineage: Eukaryota; Metazoa; Arthropoda; Insecta; Diptera; Stratiomyidae
Exons: 2
Coding region: 691-1368 (225 amino acids)
Source: RefSeq, a predicted model, not a curated record